AUGGCUGACAAGGAAAGUCCACAACUAACACAGGAGGAGCUCCUGGCCCGAAUCGCCGAGUUUCAGGCAGAAGUACGAAGGAUAGCCGAGCUAUCAACGCAGAAUAAUGGAGAAAGCUCCAAAGGCUCGGCCCAAGGCACCACAUAUCCCUUAAACAUCAUCCCGCCGAAGGAGAAUCUUACCCUCGACAACCCCUUCUCCGAGGAGAUCACAAAUUACCAGAUGCCAAAGAACUUUACGCUACCCACCGCACUUGAACCGUAUAAGGGGUUCGGAGAUCCCCGAGCCCACGUGAAGAUGUUCCAAUCAAUGAUGUUCUUCAACGGUCCUAACAAUGAACCCACCCUCUGCCGAGCAUUCCCCACUUACCUCGAUGUUGCUGCAUUACUCUGGUUUUCUAAACUUUCUGUAGGUUCAAUUUCCUCCUUCGAAGAUCUAGCCAGGUCAUUUAUUGAUUAUUUUGCUGCGUCAAGGAUAUAUGUGCACGGAUCAGAUUAUCUCGGGACCAUCAAACAAGGUCAGCACAAGAGCUUGAAGGACUACAUGACCAGGUUCGCGGACGCCAUUAUGGAGAUCCAAUACCUGGACCCGGCCGUCCACCUGCAUGCCCUCAAGGCUGGCUUCAGGCCCGGCAAAUUUCGGGAGACCAUUGCUAUAACAAAACCAAAGACGCUAGAAGAGUUCCGGGAAAGGGCAGCAGGUCAAAUGGAGAUCGAAGAACUCCGCGAGGCCUAA
Molecule: messenger RNA, 735 nt
Organism: Arachis stenosperma
Lineage: Eukaryota; Viridiplantae; Streptophyta; Magnoliopsida; Fabales; Fabaceae
Exons: 1
Coding region: 1-735 (244 amino acids)
Source: RefSeq, a predicted model, not a curated record